UCUGUCUCUGUCAUUCUUACAUAAACCAAAUCAAAACUCUCUCUCUCUCUCUCUCUCUCUCUCUCUAUAGAAUUUCAACCCAUCUUGAUCUUCAUCAACAAAAACUCCAAACAACACACACACCCAGAAUCAAAAAAAUUGAUUUUGAAUUAAGUCUUGUUUGUUUGUUCCAUUUUCAUCUAUGGAACCAGAAAGAUCAAAACCACUACACAACUUUUCAUUACCAUGUUUGAAAUGGGGAACAACAAGGUUACUAAGAUGUGUUAACAACAACAAUAAUAAUGACCCUUCACCUCUCAUCAAUCCCAAUUCAUCUCAAAAUGACCCAAUUCGUAAAAACGAUGAAUCUGUUGAUGCUGUUCGUGAAAGAAUCAUGGGUGAUCUUAGAGUCGCUGCAAAAAAGCUUAAAGUUUCAAUUUUUGAAGAAAAUGGUGAUGUUGGUGGUGGUGGUGGUGGUUCUAAUGGUGCUAUUAGGCCAUGGAAUUUGAGAACAAGAAGAGCUGCGUGUAAAGCACCACCGCCACCAUCGUUGCCGAUACCGCCGCCGGUUAGGGAUGAUGGAAGAAGGUUUUUUGAUGUUGGAUCAUCUACACCUUCUUCUCCUAUGGUAAUGAAGAAGAAGAAAAUGGUGAUGGUGAAUGAGAAAGUUAAAUUUUCUGUUUCUCUUUCUAAGGAAGAGGUUGAAGAAGAUUUUUGGGCUUUGGUUGGGACUAGACCACCUAGAAGGCCCAAAAAGAGGCCCAGGAUUGUUCAGAGACAAUUGAAUUGUUGUCGAUUGGAGACUAUAUAAACCAAGACAUUGGGCUCAAGUAGUUAAUGAACUCCCCUAGGACGAAUUGUUUGGGAGAACCCGAGUUUAAUUCCUGGUGGGAACAAUUCUUAGCCAAACUUUACUUACAUUGUGGACGAACUCUGGAUUACCGGGCUCCCUUCCCUGGAAACCAGAGGGUUAAUACCAAAAAAGAAAGUAUACCGACUAUAUAAAGGUAUAAUGAAGCAGAAAUUGAACAAUAUGAACAAAUCCUUAUUGUUCUGUGAUAUAUGCUAUUUUGUGAGAAGUGUUGUCACAUAGCGGUAUAGUACGGCAUAGCAGAAAUUGAACAAACUUAGUACAGUAGCAUAGCCGAAAUUGAACAAACUUUUAUUUUCGGUGAUUGGCAACGCUGCAUGAAAUGAUCAAUGAAGUGAUCCCGUGAAAUGCCACAUUCUAUUAGUUGUGUUUGUCAAAUGACGGCUAUAGCAUAGUGGAAUUUGAGCAAAUUGUUAUCGUUUUUCUAUACGCUAUUUUGUACAAACUGUUGUCAAAUAGCAUAGUGUUAUAACACAGUAAUGUAGCAGAAUUUGAACAUGAUGUUAUUUCCUGCAAUUUGUGGUCUGCAACAUUGUAUGAAAUGACUAAUGAAGUGAUUAUUAUAGGUUUCAUUUUCUAGCUUUGUUAGAAUUUUACAUUUUUUUUGUAUUUGUUAAUGUGAAUCAUGUCUCAAAAGUUGUUUUCUAAAGU
Messenger RNA from Trifolium pratense (red clover), 1501 nucleotides. RefSeq lists its product as uncharacterized. NCBI's taxonomy places the organism in Eukaryota, Viridiplantae, Streptophyta, Magnoliopsida, Fabales, Fabaceae. The coding region runs from base 182 to 790 and encodes 202 amino acids. The record is from RefSeq and is a predicted model, not a curated record. The transcript is spliced from 2 exons.